This is a messenger RNA of Zea mays, 2113 nucleotides long. RefSeq lists its product as uncharacterized. The record is from RefSeq and is marked validated. Gene Ontology annotation, biological process: protein dephosphorylation. NCBI's taxonomy places the organism in Eukaryota, Viridiplantae, Streptophyta, Magnoliopsida, Poales, Poaceae. Gene Ontology annotation, molecular function: protein serine/threonine phosphatase activity; cation binding. Bases 439 to 1893 code for a protein of 484 amino acids. The transcript is spliced from 4 exons.
CCGGCUCCCGAGCCACAGCAAUUACCCAGCUCAGCGGCUGCCGAACCCCCUCCGCUUCCCGGCUCUCCAGGUCGAGAAGGGCGCUGCUCGCCACCUGCCUUUCUUUCUACAGUUCGACGCACUUUGGUGGCGGUGCCGCUACUCUCCUUCCCGAGUUCCUAACUUCCUAACUAGGAGGGCGGGCGUUGUCUGCCUGUGUGCUUUUGGCGAUUCGGGGGCUUGGGCUCGGAUCUGCGCGUGCCUUCCUCCGGACCCGAGCGAGGCUCGGGCGCGAAUUUGGGGCGGAUCAGCGCAGAUCUGGAGGCACAUGAGGAGGAGGAGGCGGAGGGGUAGCGGGAGCGAUGCGGUGCUUCUGCGAAGGGCUUGAGCCGACCUGGGAAGGUGAUUCUGGAGGAGGUGGCGGUGGCUGCGGAGGCGGAGGGGGAGGCUGGAGGAGGGAUGGAAGACGUCGUAGCAGUCGUGGCGUCACUCUCCGCGCCGCCGGCGCCGGCGUUUAGCCCCGCCGCGGCGGGGCUCACGCUGAUCGCCGCGGCGGUCGCGGACCCGAUCGCCGCGGUGGUCGUCGGAGCCAUGGAGGGGGUCUCCGUGCCCGUGACUGUGCCCCCGGUCAGGACGGCGUCCGCGGUGGACGACGACGCGCUGGCGCCGGGAGAGGAAGGGGGAGACGCCUCUUUGGCCGGGAGCCCGUGCUCGGUGGUCAGCGACUGUAGCAGCGUGGCCAGCGCUGAUUUCGAGGGGGUCGGGCUGUGUUUCUUCGGCGCGGCAGCAGGCGCGGAGGGUGGUCCCAUGGUGUUGGAGGACUCGACCGCGUCUGCAGCCACGGUCGAGGCGGAGGCCAGGGUCGCGGCUGGUGGGAGGAGUGUCUUCGCCGUGGACUGCGUGCCGCUGUGGGGCUACACUUCCAUAUGCGGCCGCCGUCCGGAGAUGGAGGAUGCCGUUGCUAUAGUGCCGCGAUUCUUUGACUUGCCACUCUGGUUGCUCACCGGCAAUGCGAUGGUCGAUGGCCUCGAUCCCAUGACGUUCCGCUUACCUGCACAUUUCUUUGGUGUCUAUGACGGACACGGUGGUGCACAGGUAGCAAAUUACUGUCGGGAACGCCUCCAUGUGGCCCUACUGGAGCAGCUGAGCAGGAUAGAGGAGACUGCGUGUGCAGCUAACUUGGGAGACAUGGAGUUCAAGAAACAGUGGGAAAAGGUCUUUGUGGAUUCUUAUGCUAGAGUGGAUGACGAGGUUGGGGGAAACACGAUGAGGGGAGGUGGUGAAGAAGCAGGCACAAGUGAUGCUGCUAUGACACUCGUGCCAGAACCUGUGGCACCUGAGACGGUGGGUUCGACGGCGGUCGUCGCUGUCAUCUGCUCCUCACAUAUCAUUGUCUCCAACUGUGGAGAUUCACGGGCAGUGCUCUGCCGAGGCAAGCAGCCUGUGCCUCUGUCGGUGGAUCAUAAACCUAACAGGGAGGAUGAGUAUGCAAGGAUUGAGGCAGAGGGUGGCAAGGUCAUACAAUGGAACGGUUAUCGAGUUUUCGGUGUUCUUGCAAUGUCGCGAUCAAUUGGUGACAGAUAUCUGAAGCCAUGGAUAAUUCCAGUCCCAGAGGUAACAAUAGUUCCGCGGGCUAAGGAUGACGAGUGCCUUAUUCUUGCCAGUGACGGCCUCUGGGAUGUAAUGUCAAAUGAAGAGGUAUGUGAAAUCGCUCGCAAGCGGAUACUUCUGUGGCACAAAAAGAACAGCACAAGCUCAUCAUCAGCCCCACGGGUUGGUGACUCCGCAGACUCAGCCGCUCAAGCGGCUGCUGAAUGCUUGUCAAAGCUUGCUCUUCAGAAGGGGAGCAAAGACAACAUUACUGUCGUGGUAGUUGAUCUGAAAGCACAGCGCAAGUUCAAGAGCAAAACUUAACCGUGACAAGCGUAGCAACAAGUUGCUAAGAACCUAUAGAUUCGGACAGUCCCAAGUUCGGUCAUUUUAGUUCGCUGCUUUAGUGCAUUGCUUAGCCCAGUUCCUUAUUUUUCUCAGUUCUUUUUAAGCCAUGCCAAGGGCUGUAUUCCCCGUAUACGGUACAGAUCGCGAAAUCCCUAUCAGGGAUGGUUUGGUGAUAUCAGGGUUUAUAUGUUUUCCU